Molecule: messenger RNA, 3736 nt
Organism: Pseudoliparis swirei
Lineage: Eukaryota; Metazoa; Chordata; Actinopteri; Perciformes; Liparidae
Product: gastrula zinc finger protein xFG20-1-like
Exons: 2
Coding region: 105-3371 (1088 amino acids)
Source: RefSeq, a predicted model, not a curated record
UAGCCUCUCGGUUAGCAGGGAGAACCGGGAGCUGGAUCUAAACAACCCGCCAGAAUCCAGUUCGGUCCACGGUGAAGGACCGAGACCAGAAGCUGCUGCACGACAUGAAGCUGAGAAGAAGAAAAACAGACGUCCAGCAGCUGGUGGUGGUUAAACAAGAAGAGGGUCCCCCUGAGCAGCAGGACUGGACCAGUCUGGACCAGGAGGACCCAGAGCCCCCUCACAUCAAAGAUGAACAGGAGGAACUCUGGACCAAUCAGGAGGGAGCGCAGCUUGAAGGUCUGGAGGAGGCUGGUAUCAGGUUCUUAUUCUCUCCUGUGAAGAGUGAAGAUGAUGAAGAGGAAGCUCAGUCCUCUCAUCUUCAUCAAAGACUAACUGAACACAUGGAAACAGAAGCUGAUGGAGAGGACUACAGAGGACCAGAACCAGACAGGAAGUCGGAUCCACAUGGACCUCCAGGACCAGAUCCUGAUCCUUCAGACUCAUCUGAGCCUGAAGAGGACUGGAGGGAUCCGGGCAGGAAGCUGCUCCGCUGCUCUGUGUGCGCAAAGACAUUCAAACAGAGGGGCAAUCUGAACAUCCACAUGAGGACUCACACCGGAGUGAAACCGUUCGGCUGCUCCGUGUGCAGCAAGAGGUUCACCCAGAAAGCCGGUCUGGACUACCACCUGAAAAUCCACACGGGAGAGAAACCGUUUGUCUGCUCCCUCUGCGGGAAAAGCUUUCGCCACAAAGGCGCCGUGACGUCCCACAUGGCGACGCACACGGGCGUGAAGCCGGUCGGCUGCGGUGUUUGUCACAAGAGGUUCAGGGCCCCGGCGCAGCUCAAGGGCCACAAGUGUGUCGGCGAGCACUCGCGACGCCUCGGAGGCCAAGAAGACGAGCGCCGCGUGCCGCUGAGCUGCGGCGAGUGCGACGCCACGUUCCCCAACAACUACCUCCUGGUGACCCACAUGAGGAUGCACCGGGGAAAGAAGCUGUUCACCUGCGGCAUCUGCGGCCAGAAGCGUCAGUUCAGUUCACAUCUGGAGAUCCACAUGAGGACCCACACCGGGGAGAAACCCUACAGCUGCUCCGUUUGCGGUAAGCGGUUCUCCCAGAGGGGCAUCAUGUCGCAGCACAUGGCGGUCCACUCCGGGGUGAAACCCUUCAGCUGCACCGCGUGUAGCAGAAGAUUCUUUUGGCAUUUUCAGAUUAAAAAACACAAGUGUGAUGGUGAGUUGUCACAGUUUAGAGGAGCUGGCUUUAAUGAAGAAGCCCGUGGAGAACCAGACAGGGAGUCAGGACCAGAACCAGACUGGAACCCAGAUCCAGCCCGACAUCCAGAACCAGACAAAGAGACUGAACCGUAUUCUGAGGCUGAGGACAGUGUUGACGUGGAGUUCUGGAAAGAGACCAGGAAACAUCAGUCAGGGUAUACUUACCAGAGGAGUAAAAAGCUCUCUGCGGAUGAUGGACUUCAUCGCAGCAGGAAGCCAUUCAGCUGCUCUGGUGACAAGACAGGAAGUGAACCCAAGACUGAGGACGGAGUGGAUGGGGGUCUCCCUCCAUCAGGCCCAGAGCCUCUGGACAGUGAGGUCUCAGCCACAGAUACAGGACUUAACACGGACAUGAGGCCUUUCAGCUCCUCUGAGUGUCAGGAAAGAGCUGAAGAGCGUCUCACGCUGCUGACACGCGGGGGCCCACCCACAGGGGAGAAACCGCUCCGCUGCUUGAUCUGUGGGAAAGGCUUUUCGACGGUGGGAUGCCUGUCGAGACACACGUCCGUCCACACGGGGGAGGAGCCGCUCGGCCGCGUCGUCCGUCGGGAGAGAUUCUCCGAGGAGGCGCGCCUCGUGAGUCACAGGUGCGUCGGCGAGCCCUCGCCGCUCCGCGAGGACGACGCCCCGCCGAGCGCCGGAGGGUUGAACCCGCGGCACCAGCUGCCGGUUCCCGUGAGACUUCACACGGGCCUGAAGCCGUUCGGCUGCUCGGCGUGCGGUCGGACGUUCGCGGAGCGCGAAGCUCUGCGCUCGCAUGCGGCGAGUCACUCGGGGGAGAAACCGUUCCGCUGCUCCGUGUGCGACGCGGGAUGCAGCGACAGCGAGGCGCUCGUUCAGCACAUGAGGAUCCACGCCCGGCAGACGCAGUUCAGCUGCACCGCGUGUGGAAAGGAAUUCGCUUGGAGAAGACAUCUGGAGAAACACCUGGAGGUCCACUCGAGGGACCGGGUCCACCGCUGCAGGUUCUGUGGGCGGAGCUUCAGCCGGCACCACGAACUGGACUGCCACCGGUGUGUCGGCCAUCGGGCCUCACGGCGCCACGCUGAGGAAGAGCCUCCAGCCGGCAGCGCGACUCAACGCAUGGAGACAGAGGAGGAUGGAGAGGACUCAGGACCAGACAGGGACUCAGGACCAGGACCAGACAGGGACUCAGGACCAGGACAGGAUCCUGAAGACUUCUCUGAACCUGAGACUGAUGACAGUGCCGACAGUGAUUUUUGGGAAGAGAGCUGUGGACGUCUGUCGGGUCUGAACUCUCUGAAACAUGAAGUCUCUCAAAGCAGAGAAACAUUGAACAACCACCACAGAAGAAGUCACACAGGAGGGGAGCCCCCCCACAUCAAAGAGGACCAGGAGGACCCAGAGUCCCCCCACAUCAAAGAGGAAGAGGAGGACCUCUGGACCAAUCAGGAGGAAGAGCAGCUUGAAGGUCUGGAGGAGGCUGGUAUCAGGUUCUCAUUCUCUCCUGUGAAGAGUGAAGCUGAUGGAGAGGACUACAGAGGACCAGAACCAGAUCCUGAUGACAGUGUUGAUAGUGAUUUCUGGAAGGAGACCAGAGAACCUCAGUCGGUUCUAAACUCUCUGAAACAUGAUCCCGUGUCUGGUGUUAUUAUGGGAUGUCCUUGUGUCCACAACGAUGUCGGCGAGCGACUCGAAGCCGACAGCGAUUUCUGGAAAAACGACAGGAAGUCGGGUCCGAACUCUCCGAAGGACGUCGGCUGCUCCUCGCUCCUCGCGGCCGCGAAGCCGUUCAGCUGCUCCGAGUGCGGCAAGCGGUUCCACCACGACUACAACCGGCAGAACCACAUGAAGCACCACACGGGCCAGAAGGCCUUCCUCUGCUCCGUGUGCGGCCUGCGCUGCCUCUACAGGUCGCACCUGCAGAUCCACAUGAGGACCCACACCCGCGAGAAGCCCUUCCCCUGCCCGGCCUGCGGCAAGAAGUACGCGCACAAGGCCAGCAUGCAGGCCCACAUGGCGGUGCACACGGCGGAGAGCCAGCACGGCUGCGGCGCCUGCGGCAAAGGCUUCGCCUGGUUCACGGAGCUCAAGUACCACCAGUGUGUGGGCGGGGCCUCGCAGCACGCGGACCGGACCGGAACCGCGUAGAGGCGGAGCCGCGUAGAGGCGGAGCUCGUCACGUCUUUACUUGUAAGAGACAAAUCUUCAUGUCCCAGCAGGAAGAACUCGGUGCUCUGGGCUCGGUGCUCUGGGCUCGGUCCAUGAAGACGCUUCGGCACAUUUGAGAAAUGUCAAAUGAAACAAAUCCGUUCUCUUCGGGUUUGUGUCAUCGUUUUGUUUCUGACUCGCUGGACGAUCCGGUCGCUCUCGGUUUGUUUGAACGGGAACUCUUCAUACUAUAUGAAAACAUUCAUAAAUGCUGCCUUCACUCCUCACUGUAACUUGUGUAUGAACGGUGACUCAAACCACAGAGGAAGAUUCUGAUGACAAUAAACGCGACCUUUGACCUCUCA